Messenger RNA from Sebastes umbrosus (honeycomb rockfish), 1415 nucleotides. RefSeq names its product hairy-related 6 (gene hes1). Gene Ontology annotation, cellular component: nucleus. Gene Ontology annotation, molecular function: RNA polymerase II cis-regulatory region sequence-specific DNA binding; protein dimerization activity; DNA-binding transcription factor activity, RNA polymerase II-specific. The transcript has 4 exons. Gene Ontology annotation, biological process: Notch signaling pathway; regulation of neurogenesis; regulation of transcription by RNA polymerase II. The record is from RefSeq and is a predicted model, not a curated record. NCBI's taxonomy places the organism in Eukaryota, Metazoa, Chordata, Actinopteri, Perciformes, Sebastidae. The coding region runs from base 256 to 1083 and encodes 275 amino acids.
UCCGAGAUAUAAAUACAAGCCACACGCGGAGGGGCUUCAACAGAGAGAGAGACUCGUGCAUCCUGCUCGUGAUAGACGCUGCAUGCUGCUGUUGCUGCUGCUGCUGCGCAUCGAUCAACACGGAUACUAACUUCAUAUACAGAUCUCAGGGUUUUUUGGAUAGGAUAUUGCAAGCUGAAAAUAUUCAUUUCCCCUGCACCAGUGGAUCGUAAUUUGCUGUGAUUUUUGUGGGAUAUUUCCGAUAAGAAAGAGAAAAUGCCUGCCGAUAUGAUGGAAAAGACCUCCUCCUCUCCGGUCGCUGCAACACCGGCGAGCAUGAACACAACUCCGGAUAAACCCAAGACAGCCUCGGAGCACAGAAAGUCAUCCAAGCCAAUAAUGGAAAAGAGGAGAAGAGCCAGAAUCAACGAGAGCUUGGGGCAGCUGAAAACUCUCAUCCUGGAUGCGCUGAAGAAAGAUAGCUCCAGACACUCUAAGCUGGAGAAGGCGGACAUCCUGGAGAUGACUGUGAAGCAUCUCCGGAACCUCCAGAGGGCUCAGAUGACCGCUGCUCUGAACACAGACCCCACCGUCUUGGGGAAAUACCGCGCUGGUUUCAGCGAGUGCAUGAAUGAAGUCACCCGGUUCCUGUCAACCUGUGAAGGCGUCAACACCGAGGUGAGGACGCGGCUGCUCGGCCACUUGGCCAGCUGCAUGACGCAGAUCAACGCCAUGAACUACCCGAGCCAGCAGCAUCAGCACCAGCACCAGCUGGCACAAUCCACAGGCGGACCGACACACCCGUCCUUCGGCCAGUCCAUGGUGCAGAUCCCCGGCUCGUCUCCGCAGGUGCUGCCCAUGAAAGGAGGCUCGUCUCCGGCUAGUUUACCAUCAGACGCCACCAAAGUGUACGGAGGUUUCCAGAUCGUGCCUGCAACAGACGGACAGUUCGCGUUCCUCAUACCUAACGCGGCGUUUGCGCCAAACGGUCCCGUUAUCCCGGUGUACGCCAACAACAACGUGGGCACGCCGGUGCCUCUACCGGCUGCAGUUUCACCCGGAGCUCCGUCAGGCAACUCGGACUCGGUGUGGAGACCCUGGUGAACACAACUGGGGGGAAAAAGGACCAUAAAGACUUUUUAAAAAUGACACUUAAUAGUUCUCCUUCUUUGUUCAGUGUUUUAGAAAAGUUGUUUUUUUUUCUUGUAAAAUGGAAAAGAGUAUGCACUAUAUUUGUACAGCUAUAACAAGGGGAGUAAAAGUUCAUAUUGAAAUAAGAUUUGUAUCGUGGAAGUCCGUUCACUGCAUUUUUUUUUAUAUAUUUGUCUUUUUUUUUUACUGUGUGAUGCCAAAGAUAUGUUCAAUGCUCUUAUGAUGUUCUUCGUUUUGGAAGACAAAUAAAUUUGUAAAGAUAUAAAAACAAAACAUGCGCUGGA